Molecule: messenger RNA, 351 nt
Organism: Penicillium hordei
Lineage: Eukaryota; Fungi; Ascomycota; Eurotiomycetes; Eurotiales; Aspergillaceae
Exons: 2
Coding region: 1-351 (116 amino acids)
Molecular function (GO): transcription corepressor activity
Source: RefSeq, a predicted model, not a curated record
AUGGUCGACGAUUCUAAAUCCCCUUCUCCAGACAAAUUGUCUCCCCUACCAGAGGGGGAGUCUCUCCUAUCCCAACCGAACUCCGAUGCCCAAGGUCAGCUUACCGCAGCCGUGGACGAUCUGCUCAAUGAGCUUCAAAGAAAAUUCGACAAUGUCUCUAUGGAGAUGUUUGGGAAACGUGAGUCGCCGCCUCAAUCAUCCCCCGCCAUCACCACCAAUACAUCUUCAUACCUAAGACUAUGUAAUAACCUAUGUUUAUAUGCAGUGGAUGACAUGACCAAGCGCCUUGAUGAGCUAGAGGCAUCUCUAGCUGCAUCUUCUAGUGCCGGCGCCCCGAGUCAGGCAAAAUAA